Molecule: messenger RNA, 1635 nt
Organism: Colletotrichum acutatum
Lineage: Eukaryota; Fungi; Ascomycota; Sordariomycetes; Glomerellales; Glomerellaceae
Product: aspartate kinase
Exons: 4
Coding region: 1-1635 (544 amino acids)
Biological process (GO): L-homoserine biosynthetic process
Cellular component (GO): cytosol
Molecular function (GO): aspartate kinase activity
Source: RefSeq, a predicted model, not a curated record
AUGGAGACCUCCAGAGAAAACAGGCCAUGGCUGGUGCAGAAGUACGGUGGUACUAGCCUUGGAAAACUUCUCGAGUCGAUCUGCAGCAAAAUCGUCCCAUCCUAUCUGCGAGACUACAACCUGGUUAUCGUCUGCUCGGCCCUCUCCGGUUCCACCAAGUCGAGCGGAACCACAAGCCUCUUGCUUGAAUGCGUAUCACACGCUGAGGCCGGACUCUCUGCGCAGACGCUGCUCAACAAGAACAUUGAUGCCAUUCGGGAUAGUCAUGUCCGGCUUCUCGAGAAGCAUCUCGUUAACUCCAAUGGCACAAGAAGCGACUUGUGUAACGACAUCUUCGACACCACAAAGACACUCAUUGUCAAGGAAUGCGAGAGCCUUCGCGGCUUCCUACUGGCUGCACAAAUCAUUGGCGAGCUAUCUCCAAGGGCACGGGACCGUGUCAUCGCUCUCGGAGAGAAGCUUGCGUGCAGAGUUGUAGCUGCAUUUCUCUGUAGCAGAAACAUCCCGGCCGAACCUAUUAUCCUGGAAGACAUAGUCGAAGCGGUGUUCGGUGCUAGUGUAUUCGACCAGAAGACGGCACUGGACAACCUCGGUCCCCGGUUCUAUCACCUCAUUGCAGACGAGAUCACCAAGAGGAUACAUAACUGCGGCGACCAUGUUCCCAUCGUCACCGGCUUCUUUGGCAUCAUGCCAGACUCACUGCUCAAGAACGUCGGUCGGGGAUACUCGGACCUUUGUGCGGCCAUGUGUGCGGUGGGUACCAAGGCCGCGGAACUUCAGAUCUGGAAAGAGGUUGACGGGAUAUUCACGGCGGACCCGAGAAAGGUCCCGUCGGCAAGGCUGUUAUCCACAGUCACGCCGGAGGAAGCUACAGAGUUGACGUACUACGGCAGCGAAGUUAUACAUCCCUUGACGAUGGAUCAGAUACGUUGCGCCAACAUUCCCCUGAGACUGAAGAACGUCUUCAACCCGACGGCAUCCGGGACGAUUAUUUAUCCUUCUCGAACUCCCUCCCCGCCCCUUACUCCCCCAACACCAACAGACGAAAAGGUCGACGUCAAGGUCCCUCUACCCUCUAUUGACUACAUGUUGGGCAAUGGUUACCACGGCGAUCGACAGGAAAGAAGGCGGCCUACAGCGGUCACAGUCAAAGACGACAUUCUCUUGGUCAAUGUGGUUUGCAACAGGAACACAAAGUCCCAGGGGUUCUUAUCCGGCGUCUUUGAUCGCCUCGAGGAUGCGGGCAUCAAGACGGACCUCGUCACUACCAGCGAGCGCAGCGUGAGUCUCGCGUUCCAGCACUCAGAAGAAGGCUCUUGUCAACAUCAGAGGUUGAGAGUUGAGCUGGAGAAGUUUGGAAAGGUGAUCAUUACAGAGAACAUGUCCAUCGUCACUAUUAUAGGACAUAAGAUGAGAAAUAUGGUCGGCAUUUCAGCAGAGAUCAUGUCUGCUCUAGCAUCAGCCAAGAUCAACAUCUUUAUGGUGAGCCAAGGAGCAAGCGAGAUCAACAUAUCGCUCGUCGUCCGCGCAGAAGACGCAGUCCUCGCCAUGAACGUGAUCCACAGCAAAGUCCUCCACAUCCCGACGCACUGGGAACAAGAGACAAACUUCAUCAAAGGUCCAUGGCUCUACUGA